CCGUGGUUAAGAGCCAGAGUUAGUGACUUAGUACCGGCUCCUCGCUCCAUAAAUACCUCGUUCACUCACUUUUUCCGUCUCGUCAUUUCGGCCCCGGCGAAGCCAUGGAGUGAGUCUUCCAAGCUGCGGCGGGGGAGUAGGAGUAAGAAGAGAGAGAGGAGUCGGAGGUCGCCCAUUGUCGACCGAUCAGCUUUGAGGGUUGCCAUGUGUCCUUCGGCGCCUGUCUCUGUACCACUGGAUAUCAAUAUAUUUUCAACUGAUGAAGAACUCGUACUGCUCUUGGGAGAAAGGAAGGUUGGGGAUCCUGUCCCAGCCAACGUGAUCACUGAAGUGAAUCCUUUCAGCAUCGAACCAUGGAAUUCUCCUGAAGAUAUAUGGUACUUGUACAAUCUCGAGGAUCCACAAUCUUUGAAUGGUGAAGGAGAAUUUAAAGUGACAAGAAUUGGGUACUGGAAAUCCAUGGAUGAUCUCAGAAUAUUCACAAGUACUCCUACUGUGGUCAGAAAAACAACAAGGGAAUUUUAUAUAGGGAAGCCUCCUUAUGGAAAUAGAACUGGGUGGAUGAUGCAUGAAUAUCAAGCAGAACAGAAGACAAUCAAUGGAAUUAAUAAAGAACAGGAUUAUAGGUCUCUGUGUAGAGUCUUCUUGCAAAUUGAUGAAAGGCCAAAUCAUGAGGAACAACAUAAUUCUGUGAUUGCAGAUGGUGUUGAUGGUCAUUACCUAGAAUGUGCAUUGCUGAACAUUCUAGAACAAGAAGAAAACAAUUUAUCUUCAAGCGAUGCUGCAAACAGAUCCCAGAUGGUUGCUGGUGAUGUGCAGGGGCAAUCAGUAUUAUCUGGAACAAGUGUCACUGUUCCAGUAACUGAUAAUUGUUUUGAGGAAAUGUAUGCAACUUGUGAUUUUUCUAAGGAAGACUACUUGGAAUUGAAUGACCUAUAUAGUCCAGAGACAUCUUCAUCCUGUUCUGACAACUCCAGCCUCAUGUCAGUAAAUUCCGAUGAAUACUUUGAUGCUGAUGCCUUGUUGAUGGAUCUUAAGAAUGAGCAUAACCCGAGGGUGGAAGAAGGGCAUGUAGAUUGCAGGUACAAUGUAUCUGCAUCCAUCAAAGCAAAUCGAGUGGUUAUCAUGCCACCAACACCAGUCUGCAGUAACAGUAGCAGUAAUCCCGUGGUUGAAGGGGGCACAUCUGCCAAUCCAAUGCCUGAAGAAGCGCGGGCUUCAGACCCUUCCUCUUCCGCUGAUGAGCUAUCUCGUAAUGGAAAGGCUGCUAAUUCUGGCAAAUCUCCAGACUGUCUUUCAGAUCAAUCUUCUUCCGAUGGUUCACAUGGUAGCAGAACUUCCAAAGGGCAGGGAUCAAAAUCUGCUGGCAGGAUUAAAAAGUUGGGGAAGAAGUAUUAUUGCUGUUUUGGAUCAUUUUAGCCUGACCUUCAUUCUUAUUUUAUAUUUAGUUUAGUAGAUCAUAGUUGCGAGUAUGAAAGGUGCAAGCAAGCAUCUUCAACUUGCUGUUGGUACCAAACCAAAAACCUGGAAACCAACUGCUAACAAGAACUGAGAGGAUAUCAGUAAUGUACACUUCAUCUUCUAUUGGGUGUAGAAUCAAGGACAUACUUCUGCGCUGAAGCACUUCAAAGUUAGCUCAACAGUUAUGCAGAACAAAAUAGUGGUGACAAGUGCAGUCUCUACUUCCUAGGGCAGCUGCUGGGGGAAUAAUUGCUGCUUGGUGACUUGGAUUUUUCCACCUUAAUCAUAUUGCCAUCCAUCUUAUUUACAGUAAUCAAAUCCCGGGGAUUGGACAGAGACUGCAAACAUAAGAAAAUUUACAGUUUCUUUCUGUUUGUAUUUGCUGCAGCCUAUGUAAUUAAAGUAUAUAUUAUGUAAGUGAUUUUACAGUUUCUUUCUGUUUGUAUUUGCUGCAGCCUAUGUAAUUAAAGUAUAUAUUAUGUAAGUGAGUGUUCUCCUCCCUCCCCCUGCCCUCCUACAAAAUAUAUGCUCAAAAUAGAUGGUUUGAUUU
Molecule: messenger RNA, 2011 nt
Organism: Phoenix dactylifera (date palm)
Lineage: Eukaryota; Viridiplantae; Streptophyta; Magnoliopsida; Arecales; Arecaceae
Source: RefSeq, a predicted model, not a curated record